AUGGAACAAAGGAACAACGUGACAGAGUUUGUCCUCUUGGGGCUCACUAGGAACCUCCAGGACCAGAAAAUAUUGUUUGUGAUGUUCUUGCUUAUCUACGCUGUGACGAUGGCAGGGAACCUGCUCAUUGUCGCGACUGUGGUGGUCAGCACAACCUUGGAUGCCCCUAUGUACUUCUUCCUGGGCAACUUGUCGUUCAUGGAUGCUGUUUAUUCCACCACAGUGACCCCAAACAUGAUCAUAGACUUACUCUAUGAGAAGAAAACCAUUUCCUUCCAAGCUUGCAUGGCCCAGCUUUUUGUAGAACACUUAUUUGGUGGUGCUGAGAUUUUGAUCCUGGUUGCCAUGGCCUAUGACCGGUAUGUGGCCAUCUGCAAACCCCUGCAUUACUUAACAAUCAUGAACCAACGGGUGUGUGUCCUGCUACUGCUGUUAGCCUGCUUUGGAGGUUUUGUGCAUGCUGUAGCUCACCUUCUCUGUGUUUACAACCUUCCCUUCUGUGGCCCCAAUGUCAUCGAUCACUUCGUCUGUGACAUGUACCCCUUACUAAAGCUUGCCUGCACUGACACCUAUGUCAUUGGCCUCAGUGUGGUUGCCAAUGAUGGAGCCAUCUGUGUGGUCAUCUUUAUGCUCUUACUCAUCUCCUACGGGGUCAUUCUGCACUCACUGAAGAAUCUUAGCCAGGAGGGGAGACACAAAGCCUUGUCCACCUGUGGCUCUCACAUCACUGUGGUGUUCCUCUUCUUUGUCCCUUGUAUAUUUCUGUACGUGAGACCCCCUUCUACUUUACCCAUUGAUAAAUUUUUGAGUGUGUUUUACACAGUAAUCACCCCUAUGUUGAACCCCCUAAUCUAUACUCUGAGAAAUGCAGAAAUGAAAAAUGCCAUGAAGAAACUUUGGACCAGAAAAAUCACAAUUAUAAAGGUGAACAUAAGUGUC
This is a messenger RNA of Otolemur garnettii (small-eared galago), 939 nucleotides long. Its product is annotated as olfactory receptor 4A47-like. The transcript is spliced from 2 exons. Gene Ontology annotation, biological process: G protein-coupled receptor signaling pathway. Gene Ontology annotation, cellular component: membrane. NCBI's taxonomy places the organism in Eukaryota, Metazoa, Chordata, Mammalia, Primates, Galagidae. Gene Ontology annotation, molecular function: G protein-coupled receptor activity; olfactory receptor activity. The annotation marks the transcript as partial. The record is from RefSeq and is a predicted model, not a curated record.